Molecule: messenger RNA, 1544 nt
Organism: Myotis brandtii (Brandt's bat)
Lineage: Eukaryota; Metazoa; Chordata; Mammalia; Chiroptera; Vespertilionidae
Gene: SLC22A11
Product: solute carrier family 22 (organic anion/urate transporter), member 11
Exons: 9
Biological process (GO): transmembrane transport
Cellular component (GO): membrane
Molecular function (GO): transmembrane transporter activity
Source: RefSeq, a predicted model, not a curated record
CCUCGCCCCGAGCGGCUGGCACAUCUCCUUCCCUUCCAGUGGGGCCUGGUGUGCGGCCGCCAGGGCCUGAAGCCCGUGGGCCAGGCUGUCUUCAUGGCCGGGAACCUGCUGGGCGCCCUGGCCUGGGGCCUCCUCUCCUUCUGGUUUGGGCGGAAUUCCAUGCUGAGCUGGUGCUGCCUACAGGUGGCCCUGGCCAACACCAGUGCCAUCUUUGCCCCCAAUUUCCUCGUCUACUGUGGCCUCCGGUUUCUGAAUGCUUUCGGACUGGCCGGCAUCAUCCUGACCUCGACCACACUCAUGGUGGAGUGGACCACGACCCGCAGGAGGGCGGUCACCAUGACGAUCCUGGGAUGCACCUACUGCACAGGCCAGAUGGUCCUGGGUGGUCUGGCCUUCGCCCUGCGGGACUGGCGAGCCCUCCAUCUGGCCACGUCGACGCCCUUCUUUGCCAUCUUCCUGAUAUCCUUGUGGCUGCCCGAGUCCGCACGCUGGCUCAUCAUCACCGGCAAACCAGAGCGAGCGCUUCAGGAACUCAAAAAGGUGGCCAGGAUAAACGGCCACAAGGAAGCCAAAAAGGCCCUGACCAUAGAGGUGCUGAUGUCCAGCAUGGAGGAGGAGGUGGCCUCGGCGAAGGCCCGCCAGUCGCUGCUGGACCUGUUUCGCGUGCCGGUUCUCCGCUGGAGAAGCUGCUGUCUGUUAGUGGUGAACUUCUCCCACAUGAUCUCCUACUACGGGCUGGUCUUCGACCUGCAGAACCUGGGGCGGGACAUCUUCCUCCUCCAGGUCCUCUUCGGAGCCGUGGACUUCCUGGGCCGGGCCGCCAGCAACGUCUUGCUCAGGUUCUUCGGCCGCCGCGUGGUCCUGGCCAGCGCCCAGGCCCUGGGAGGCCUCUCCAUCCUGGCCAACGUGCUGGUCCCACCAGACUGGCAGGGCCUGCGUGUCGCCUUCGCCGUCCUGGGGAAGGGCUGCCUGGGCGUGUGCCUGACCUGCUUCUCUGUCUACAAGUCGGAGCUCUUCCCGACCUCACUGCGGAUGACGGCUGACGGCUUCCUGCAGUCGGCAGGGCGGCUGGGCGCUGUGGUCGGCCCCCUGAUCAUGACGGCCCGCCAGGCUCUGCCCCUGCUGCCCCCCCUCACCUACGGGGUCAUCCUCAUCGUUUCCAGUUUUGUCCUACCCUUCCUCCCGGAGACUCGGGGCCUCCCCCUGCCUGACACCAUCCAGGACCUGGAGAACCAGAGGUCGGCAGCAGCCGGGGGCACCUGGCGAGAGGCGGUCAUUACAGAAAGCACCUGGUUCUAGCAAUCCCGCCGCCACUGGAGUCCCUUUGGUCAAAGAUCCCGUGGAGGGACCCGCCUCACCUCCAACCCGAGGGUGGAAGCCACGCGGGCAGCCUGGAGGGUUCGGUGUGGCCAGGUCAGGUGGCUGUCCGGGCUGUCCCUGCCUGGGUCCGACUCCCCACCUGCCUCAGCCUGGAGGAGCCCCGGGGCUGCCCCAGGUCCACGCCAUUAACAAGACGGCCCCCUCCCUCCCUGCCAGGCUCGCGG